CGGUUUGGGUGCCAUGUGACCAAAUUGGAGUCUUAUGAUGCGAGACUUCCUGUUGUAGUCGGAUAAUACAGAGACACCGUGUUCAUUACAAACAUAUCACUGCACCACACAGAAUGCAUUUGCCGAUUGAAGUUCCCACCUGCAGGUGAUCUUCUCCACCUAAUCAGCUUCCUCCCUCCAUCGCCAUGCCCACUGAACAGCAGACCACUUCUCUACCCCAACCCAGCCCAGAGUGCUUUUCCUGGGACUAUCGCCUUCAGCUCAUCAGCCUUGGCUUUGGGUUCUACACGGCUGUAUUUCUCCUCUCCCAUCUCCUGUCACUAGCUCUGUGCUGCACUUACAAUGCUCUCGCAGCCAAAGAGAAGGUCUUCUGGAACCUGGCAGCCACUCGGGCAGCGUUUGGCAUUCAGAGCUCUGUGGCAGGACUCCGGGCUCUGACUGAGGAGUCCGCGUUAAGCAAAGACAAAGUGAUUGGCCAGGAAGACUGGUCAUGGUUUCAUGUCCUCACAGCUACCGGCUUUUUUGUGUUUGAGAAUGUGGCACUACAUUCAUCUAGUGUCGUGUUCCGGUCAUUCGACUUGCCCUUGGCCACUCACCAUUUCUUCGCCCUGUCAGGAUUUGCAGGUGCUGUGGUGUUUGAUUCUCAAGGACACUUCCUGGCAAUGGUUACUCUCCUCCUGGAGAUGAGUACACCUUUUACCUGCAUCUCCUGGAUGCUGCUGAAGGCUGGCUGGGCUCGCACUCUGUUCUGGAGAGCCAACCAGUGGGUGAUGAUCCACAUGUUCCACUGCCGAAUGGUGCUCACUUAUUACAUGUGGUGGGUGACUCUGACCCACUGGGAGGGGAUCAACACCCACGUGGCGCUGCCCCAAAGGCUGAUCUUCUUCUCUGGACUCGCUCUGCUCACAUUUAUCAUCAACCCCAUCUGGACGCACAAGAAGACCAUGCAGCUGCUAAAUCCUGUGGACUGGAACUUUGGGAACAAGCUGGCACCGGUUAAUGACAUUACAGAGAAUCAGUCUGGGGUUUCUAGGAAACCCCAUAAAAACUGAAAAGCAUUUACAAGAUCCCAAUCUGUCGAAUUUACACUGCUUUUGUAUUCCACUUCUCAUAAUUUAUGUUUUAGAUUAACGCUUUUAAGAGCAUGAAAAGCAGUUUGGUUAUAUGGUCUCGUGAUUUAAUCAUGCUGUGUGUCGCAGCAGUCUUCCAUCAUGUUGUUUUCCAUAGAUUUGUUUCAGUUUACUUUUUUUUUUUACCUUGUUUUGGGUAGAAAAGGGUGUAUUUUUAAAUCAGUUUUGUAAAAGAUAUCCAAUACUCUCUGGGGAAAAAUACAAACAAGCUGUUUCCUCAAGCUCUGCACCUGUCACACACACACAGCAGAGUUUUUGUUUAAUUUGAGGAAACUGACUUAUUUGUUGGAUCCAUUAAAAUCUAAAUGGACAAAUUAGUUUGCAGUUAGUCUCGGAGUGCAAGUCUUCCCACGUCAGUGCAGCAGAGAUCUGUCAGUGCACACAAAAAGCUUUUCUUCUUUAUCAAUGGAAGAAAGCACUGGAAUUGUUGCCUUCACAAAGGCCUUACUGUCUGAAAUGGAGAUGCAGUGUGACAAAAGUGAAACAGCGAUGACAACAGAACAAGAAAGUUAUAUUGAAACCAAGUUGUAUUUUUUUUUUAAAAUACUAAGAAAUAUACUUUAAGCUGCAGAAGACGGGUAUAUCCAAAACUAACAUUAUUGCAUAUUUGCUUAGACUUGCUGCAUUGUUUGCAUUAUGUUACCUCUGGCUAGGGGACAUUUUUAAUCUGUGCUACAAACAUUUAUGGGUUUUUUUUGUUUGUUUUUUUUUUAUGUAAAAAUUAAGACUUGAUCUGAAAAUGUCCUCAAAAUGCCAGAUCAACAUUUAUAGGGGCAGUAUUACAUUAUUUUUCCCCAGUUCUACAUGCUAUAAUGUCAUUCCCUCAUCAAAAAUAUACCUGGAAUGUUGCUUUAAUUCUUCACUCGCUUGCAAAAUCCUUUAAUUUCCCAUGGCAACCAUUUGGGUGUAAAAAACGCUUUGUCUCACCAAGUGCUGCCUUUUCCACACAACUUCUCCUCCUCCACAGAACUCUUCUCUCCUGUGACUUCCCCACUCAGUUCCUUCAGACUAGCAGCAGCAGCAAUUAGCAAAGACCUGGUGAAACCAUGCAUCUGCCGAGGUCUAUGUAUGAAGCAUUUGACAGUGCAGUGCUCCUAAGAAUUAUGUUGUCAUGACUCGCUGAAGUUGGAGCGUCGGAAAGAGCAGGAGCUUCUUAAAGAGAUAGAAGCCCAAUUUCAAGACAUUAAAUUGUAAAGUCAAAUUACUUUUA
Molecule: messenger RNA, 2340 nt
Organism: Poecilia reticulata (guppy)
Lineage: Eukaryota; Metazoa; Chordata; Actinopteri; Cyprinodontiformes; Poeciliidae
Gene: cln8
Product: CLN8 transmembrane ER and ERGIC protein
Biological process (GO): nervous system development; lipid homeostasis; phospholipid metabolic process
Cellular component (GO): endoplasmic reticulum; membrane
Molecular function (GO): ceramide binding
Source: RefSeq, a predicted model, not a curated record